Lolium rigidum is the source of this 877-nucleotide messenger RNA. Its product is annotated as peptidyl-prolyl cis-trans isomerase E. Gene Ontology annotation, molecular function: RNA binding. The transcript is spliced from 3 exons. The record is from RefSeq and is a predicted model, not a curated record. Lineage: Eukaryota; Viridiplantae; Streptophyta; Magnoliopsida; Poales; Poaceae. The coding region runs from base 69 to 569 and encodes 166 amino acids.
CCAUCCCCGGCUCCUGCCGCUCCCCUCGCUUCCGCCGCCCGCCGCCGCGCGCCGCCCCUGACAGGGACAUGAACCAGCCGGUGCAGAAGAACACCCUCUACGUAGGUGGGCUGUCGGAGGAGGUGGACGAGAAGAUCCUGCACGCGGCGUUCGUGCCGUUCGGGGAGGUCAAGGACGUCAAGACGCCGCUCGACCAGGCCACGCAGAAGCACCGCUCCUUCGGCUUCGUCACCUUCCUCGAGCGCGAGGACGCCGCCGCUGCCAUGGACAACAUGGACGGGGCCGAGCUCUUCGGCCGCGUCCUCACCGUGAACUACGCCUUCCCCGAGCGCAUCAAGGGAGGGGAGCAGGGCUGGGCUGCGCAGCCAAUUUGGGCCGAUGCGGAUACUUGGUUUGAGAGGCAGCAGCAAGAAGAGGAAAUGAAGCGCCUUCAGGCAGAGCACAGCGCAGCAAUGAAAGAAGCAGAAAAGCUUCACAGGGAAAAAGUAGCUGCAGAAAAAGACGGGGAAAAGGAUGAAGCAGAUCCGAUGGCUGCAGCUGAAGCUCAGGCCGUGAAACAGAGCUCUUGAAUCCUCGGAUACUAACGCUGGGACAAGUAAUAUAUGCAUGUUGCAUCCAGCAAGUACAUGGUCUUCUCAGUCAGUCAGUGUAACUGGCUUGUUGUUUUCUGCCAGUGAACUUUCUUUGUGAGCUAGCUAAUCCUAUUUGUUGAAGAGAUCUGAGCAUGUAGCUCUAACCUGCAUUUUUUUUUGGUACCGUAAGAUGUUCUGUGUUUAGUUAUGCUGUCACUGAUGGUUGGAUUAAACCAUUUUCACAUCAUACCUACUGUACCUGGAGAUUUGUUUUGAGCUAUGGAGAUGAUUCAUAUGGUUGUGCA